CUGCCCCGGAGUCGAGGGCGAGCAGCGGGCCGGGGUGGGCCCCGCGCGCGCCGGGAGGAGGGAGUGCCCGCCACCGCCGCGGUCGCCGCGUGCUCGGCUGUCCCCGCCCAGAGACCCGGAGCCUCCAACUAACUCCGCCCGCCGCUCCGCCGCCCGCUGGCUCCGGCUUCCGUCCCGCACCGAGCCCGCGGUCGCGCAGGUUGCCAAGCACAUUCAGAACCCCACAUUCCACAUUUUUCAUAAGAGAAACUGUUCUGAAUGAUGACUGACGCGCGUUUGUGUGAUAGCCCUUACAGUCCCUGUCAUUCCGGAGUGAUAAGGAACUCGCACGUCUAGCCCCAGCACCAGGGCGAAGCAGCAGUUCUGGAGGAAGGCAGGCUUCCGCUGGCCGCCCGGGCAGAAGUACCGCCUUCCCACGGGUUGCUGCCCGCGGCUCGUGACCGAGACACCUCGCCGAGUCCAGCUCGUGGCUCUCGCAGGCAGCUGGCGUGUGGCCGCCGCAGGACGCCCGCCGCGCCCGGGCCAUGAAGUAGCGGCUGCCCGCGGCGCCGCUGCCUAACCGCCCGCCCCAGCCCCGCGCUGCGCUGCCAGGUCCUCUCCCGGCGGGGCCGGAGCGGCGCGGACAUGGCUGGCCGCGCGCGCCGCCUGCUAGUUCUCCUCCUGGCUUUGCAAGGCAGCUGCUUGGGUUUCAGAAGCCCACUUUCUGUCUUUAAGAGGUUUAAAGAACCUACCAGAUCAUUUUCCAAUGAGUGUCUUGGUGCCACCAGACCAAUAAUUCCUAUUGAUUCAUCAGAUUUUGCAUUGGAUAUUCGCAUGCCUGGCGUCACACCUAAACAGUCGGAUACAUACUUCUGCAUGUCAAUGCGUUUGCCGGUGGAUGAGGAAGCCUUCGUGAUUGACUUCAAACCUCGGGCGAGCAUGGAUACUGUCCAUCAUAUGUUACUUUUUGGAUGCAACAUGCCUUCCUCCACUGGAAGUUACUGGUUUUGUGAUGAAGGCACCUGUACAGAUAAAGCCAAUAUUCUAUAUGCCUGGGCAAGAAAUGCUCCCCCAACCAGACUUCCCAAAGGUGUUGGAUUCAGAGUUGGAGGAGAGACUGGAAGCAAAUACUUUGUACUACAGGUACACUAUGGGGAUAUUAGUGCUUUUAGAGAUAACCACAAGGACUGUUCUGGUGUGUCUUUGCACCUCACCCGUCUGCCACAGCCUUUAAUUGCUGGCAUGUACCUUAUGAUGUCUGUUGACACUGUUAUACCACCAGGAGAGAAAGUGGUGAAUUCUGAUAUUUCAUGCCAUUAUAAAAUGUAUCCAAUGCAUGUCUUUGCCUAUAGAGUUCAUACUCACCAUUUAGGUAAGGUAGUAAGUGGAUACAGAGUAAGAAAUGGACAGUGGACAUUAAUUGGACGCCAGAGUCCUCAGCUACCACAGGCUUUUUACCCUGUGGAACACCCAGUGGAUGUUAGUUUUGGUGAUAUACUAGCGGCAAGAUGUGUAUUCACUGGUGAGGGCAGGACGGAAGCCACACACAUUGGUGGCACAUCUAGUGAUGAAAUGUGCAACUUAUACAUUAUGUAUUACAUGGAAGCCAAGCAUGCAGUUUCUUUCAUGACCUGCACACAGAACGUGGCACCAGAUAUAUUCAGAACUAUACCACCAGAGGCCAAUAUUCCAAUUCCUGUGAAGUCCGAUAUGGUGAUGAUGCACGGUCAUCACAAAGAAAUAGAGAACAAAGAUAAGACUGCUUUACUACCACAGCCAAAACGGGAAGAAGAAGAAGUGUUAGACCAGGGUGAUUUCUAUUCACUGCUUUCCAAGCUGCUAGGAGAAAGGGAAGAUGUUGUUCAUGUGCACAAAUAUAAUCCUACAGAAAAGGCAGAAUCAGACUCAGACCUGGUAGCUGAGAUUGCAAACGUAGUCCAAAAGAAAGAUCUUGGUCGGUCUGAUGCCAGAGAGGGUGCAGAACGUGAGGACAGGGGCAAUGCUGUUCUUGUGAGAGACAGAAUUCACAAAUUCCACAGACUAGAAUCUAAUUUGAGGCCAGCAGAGAGCAGAGUUUUCUCCCCGCCUGGUGAAAGUACCUGGGAACCAGAACACACAGGAGAUUUCCAUGUAGAAGAGGCACUGGAUUGGCCUGGAGUUUAUCUGUUGCCAGGCCAGGUUUCUGGGGUGGCUCUGGACCCUGAGAAUAACUUGGUGAUUUUCCACCGAGGAGACCAUGUCUGGGAUGGAAACUCUUUUGACAGCAUGUUUGUUUACCAACAAAGAGGACUUGGACCAAUUGAAGAAGACACCAUUCUUGUCAUAGAUCCAAAUAAUGCCGAAGUACUCCAUUCUAGUGGAAAAAAUCUGUUUUACUUGCCACAUGGCUUGAGUAUAGACAAAGAUGGAAAUUAUUGGGUCACAGAUGUGGCUCUCCAUCAGGUAUUCAAACUGAAUCCAAACAGUAAUGAAGGCCCUCUCUUAGUCUUGGGAAGGAGCAUGCAACCAGGAAGCGACCAAAAUCACUUCUGCCAGCCCACUGAUGUGGCUGUAGAUCCAGGCACUGGAGCCAUCUUUGUGUCCGACGGUUACUGCAACAGCCGGAUUGUGCAGUUUUCACCAACUGGAAAGUUCAUCACACAGUGGGGAGAAGCGUCUUCAGGGAGCAGUCCUAAACCAGGCCAGUUCAGUGUUCCUCACAGCUUGGCCCUUGUGCCUCAUUUGGGCCAGUUAUGUGUGGCAGACAGGGAAAAUGGUCGGAUCCAGUGUUUUAAAACUGACACCAAAGAAUUUGUGAGAGAGAUUAAGCAUGCAUCUUUUGGAAGAAAUGUGUUUGCCAUUUCCUAUAUACCAGGUUUGCUCUUUGCGGUAAAUGGUAAGCCUUUCUUUGGGGACCAAGAACCUGUUCAAGGAUUUGUGAUGAACUUUUCCACUGGGGAUAUUAUAGAUGUCUUCAAGCCAUUUCGCAAGCACUUUGACAUGCCUCAUGAUGUUGUUGCAUCUGAAGAUGGAACUGUGUACGUUGGAGAUGCUCACAUAAACACUGUGUGGAAAUUCACCUUGAAUGAAAAAAUGGAACAUCGAUCAGUUAAAAAGGCUGGCAUUGAGGUCCAAGAAAUCAAAGAAACCGAGGCAGUUGUUGAAACCAAAAUGGACAACAAACCCACCUCCUCAGAAUUGCAGAAGAUGCAAGAGAAACAGAAACUGAUCAAAGAGCCAGGCUCGGGAGUGCCCGUUGUUCUCAUUACAACCCUUCUGGUUAUUCCUGUGGUUGUCCUGCUGGCCAUUGCCUUAUUUAUUCGGUGGAAAAAAUCAAGGGCCUUUGGAGAUUCUGAACACAAACUUGAGGCAAGUUCAGGAAGAGUACUGGGAAGAUUUAGAGGAAAGGGAAGCGGAGGCUUAAACCUUGGAAACUUCUUUGCCAGCCGCAAGAGCUACAGUCGAAAAGGAUUUGACCGCCUCAGCACUGAGGGCAGUGACCAGGAGAAAGAUGAAGAUGAUGGAAGUGAAUCAGAAGAGGAGUAUUCAGCACCUCUGCCUGCACCACCAUCUUCCUCCUCCUGAAAACCGACUUUGGUUUAGGUUGAGUGAGAUUUACAAGAAUGCCAGAUUCCUUUCCCUUCAGCACGUUUAAAGUUUUGUGCAUUUAAUUGUAACCUGUACUAGUCUAGGUGGGACUGUACACAUUUUAUUUUCUUUUUGUUUGGUUAAGUUGGCUUCUGUUUUUAAUUGAAGAGUUUCCUAAAAGUUCAUAAGAGUGCCAUUGUCCUUGUAUGAACAUAGAAUAGAGAAGCAGUCCUCUUCUUCCAUUAUAGUACUAAUCUAAUGAUGGAAGUUUGCUCUUUUACAUUUUCGAGACUUUUUUGUGGAUGUAAAUAGCUCCAUUCUCUGCUUGGACACAGUAUUUUCCCAAUAGCACUCCCAUUGCCAGCGUCUUUCUUUGGUGCCUUUCCUGUUCAGCAUUCUCAGCCUGUGGCAGUAAAGAGAAACUUUGUGCUACACGACGACAAAGCUGCUAAAUCUUCUUCUAUUUUUUUAAAAUCACUAACAUUAUAUUGCAAUGAAAGAAAGAAAAAAGUCUCUAUUUAAAUUCUUUUUUUAAUUUUCUCCUUGGUUGAUGUAUUUCUGGGAUGUCUUAUUUUUAGAUGGUUACACUGUUAGAACACUAUUUUCAGAAUCUGAAUGUAAUUUGUGUAAUAAAGUGUUUUCAGAGCAUUA
Messenger RNA from Sciurus carolinensis (gray squirrel), 4197 nucleotides. RefSeq names its product peptidylglycine alpha-amidating monooxygenase (gene Pam). The transcript has 27 exons. Gene Ontology annotation, biological process: peptide metabolic process. Gene Ontology annotation, molecular function: copper ion binding; peptidylglycine monooxygenase activity; protein binding. The record is from RefSeq and is a predicted model, not a curated record. Gene Ontology annotation, cellular component: extracellular region; membrane. The coding region runs from base 625 to 3543 and encodes 972 amino acids. NCBI's taxonomy places the organism in Eukaryota, Metazoa, Chordata, Mammalia, Rodentia, Sciuridae.